Verruconis gallopava is the source of this 1274-nucleotide messenger RNA. RefSeq lists its product as uncharacterized. Gene Ontology annotation, cellular component: cytoplasm. Lineage: Eukaryota; Fungi; Ascomycota; Dothideomycetes; Venturiales; Sympoventuriaceae. Bases 138 to 1097 code for a protein of 319 amino acids. The transcript has a single exon. The record is from RefSeq and is a predicted model, not a curated record.
AGUCAUUCCGUGGAGGGCAGAAAAAGCACAAGGACAGUACUUGGAAAUUCGUCAUAUUGCCAUAUUGAUUGCGCUGUCACUCAUUGCCGUUGUAAACAACCCGAUAAAAGGUCUCCUGCGGAGCAAAAAUCAACAUCAUGGCGAUUGAACAAUCUGCGCUUCAAACGAUCAUCAAUCAUAUCCAUGCCCAAAUACAGUACGAGACAGCACGACGGACUGCGGAACUUCGAAAGCCGUUUGUUUUGGGAAUCUCAGGGCUCCAAGGGAGCGGCAAAUCGACCUGGGCGAACGCCAUAGCACAAGCAUUGCGUCAGCAGAGCAACUUGAAAGUUGUGGUCGUAUCUCUGGACGACUUCUAUCUCGAUCACGACGGUCUGGUCCGCCUUCGCCAGGAGAAUGCGAGCAAUGCCUUGUUGCGCACUCGUGGCCAACCCGGAAGCCACGACGAGAAACUCAUCGAAGAGUUCUUCUUCUCUAUGAAACGCCACGAUCGAGACAUUCGCAUCCCGGCGUUCGACAAAAGCCGCUUCAACGGCGAAGGCGAUCGCGUGCCGCGGGAGCAAUGGGAUGUCAUUCAGGCCGUGCCCCCUGUGGACGUACUUAUCUUUGAGGGCUGGUGCGUCGGCUUCAGCAGCCUUCCAGAGGAGACGGUCAGGUCGAAGUGGGCGGCAAGCAGGAGCAGAAAAUACGCUACGGGAGAGCACGAGGAUGCUGUCCUGUCAACGAACACCCUCGGCGACCACGCUCUCGACCACGUGCUGGCUAUAAAUUCGAACCUCAGACGGUACAACGGCACGUUCAUGCGCCCGUCGAACUUCUCAUACUUGAUCCUGUUAGACACGGACCAGCUGGCCAAUGUGUACCGGUGGCGACUGGAUCAGGAGCACGCGCUGAUAGCGAAGACUGGCUCGGGGAUGAAAGACGACGAGGUCGUCCAAUUCGUACGCGGUUACAUGCCUGCGUACGAACUGUACCUGGAUAAACUGCAGAAGGAAUGCUUUGUGCCUCGUCAGGUGGAAGACGUGUGGAGAAGCACACAACUCAGGGUCACUCUAGAUCGGACGAGGACGGUGAAGGCCAUAGAGGAGAUGUAUUGAUGUCCCACUUUGUAGAUCUUGUGGCUAUCUGUGUCCAAGAAGCGCCUAUGGAAGUAGUUUCGUUCACGAUCAGCAGAUCCCCGUACAAUGGCGGAGGGUCAGGCGAAGCGGAUCGACGUAUCUUAUUCACACGUCACCGCUCUAAAAUCUGAAUGCAUGUUCUACGCCUCCUGUACA